AUGUCGACAUUACAGCUAACCGGCCAGCACCACAACAAUCCCUGGCUUCAUACCCAAGGCACCAAAGGCCCGUUACCAACACCAGCCAGAGCUUUAGCUUUCACCACUACUCUCUUGACGGAUCAGGUGAAACUCCAGGAGACCACCAAUCAACCUCGGCAUCCCGGAUCCACUCGACAGCGCAGUCCUGAGAACGAAUCAUCCCAACACGCGUCACAGCCACCCCAAAUACCUCGAACUCCAGCAAUAAGGCCACUACGACAAUCAAUCCCAGGAUGGCAACUCUCAGACCCUAUUGCCAUACCACCAAGACGACCUAGCGACGGAAGUUCUUCCCAGCCUCCUGUGUUCCCCUUCUUCUCCGACAGCUCCUGGGACGACUAUGUAUCAGACGAUACUGUUGCCAAUUACCGCACUAUCGGGGCUCAGUAUCAAGCAUGGAUAGCAGGCCCGACCACAACAUCAUGUCCAAUCGAACGAUCAAGAGUGACCUGGGCAGACUUAAUCCACAACCCACUGGAAGAACACAGCUUCGAGGUGUAUCUCAACGACUUUCGAUCAACACCCGAGGAAGUGGGCAACAUCACCUCAAUCGGGCUUUCGACAGGGAAUAAUUGGCGGUAUGUUGUUCUAAAGCAAUGGGGACACUGGAACGGUGGUCGUCAAGAGGGCUACACCGUUUACCAGCACCGUACCGGACUCGGCGCUAUCUUUGUCGAGAAUAUUACCAGACGAUUCGGACCAUACUGGGCUCAGGUGGCUCAGGCGCAGUACCAGCUUGAUAACCACAUCGAUACGCUCCGGUAUGUUUAUUUCAUCAACGUUCAGAACCUGUGUACCUGGCCCUACGUGGAAAGCCGUCUCUACCCUCGUCGUGGCUUGCACUGGUUUGACAACUAUGAGCCCCAGUGCUGGACAUACGGUACUAGGGAGUAUCAGGAGCUCCUAGGUACGAAGCUGGGGAGGGGGGUGGCUCGUUUGGUUCUGGGGGCUUGGCCGAGAGGUACGCAUCGCAUUGACACCAUUUAUACGUGGACCUUUAUCGGAAACCUGCAGAUGAGAUUUGAUAUUAAGCAAAUUUGA
Penicillium hordei is the source of this 1083-nucleotide messenger RNA. RefSeq lists its product as uncharacterized. NCBI's taxonomy places the organism in Eukaryota, Fungi, Ascomycota, Eurotiomycetes, Eurotiales, Aspergillaceae. The coding region runs from base 1 to 1083 and encodes 360 amino acids. The transcript is spliced from 2 exons. The record is from RefSeq and is a predicted model, not a curated record.